This is a messenger RNA of Mesorhabditis spiculigera, 630 nucleotides long. Lineage: Eukaryota; Metazoa; Nematoda; Chromadorea; Rhabditida; Rhabditidae. The record is from the annotation of a GenBank genome assembly.
AUGUUCCGCAACUUUGUAAAUUUGGCGAUUGGCAACGGUACUCGCUGCUUUGCCACGUCGACCCAAGCUAAAACUGGAACGCCAGCCGCCAAGCCGAUCAGAAAGGCGGCCGUCAGCGCCUACAACCUGUAUGUGAAAGAGCAGCUUGAGCAGCACAGGGAAGCGAAUGAGGCCUCAAAAGACCUGCUAAAGAAGUCGGCCGGGCAAUGGAAGAUGCUAGAUGCCGCAAAGAAGGAGGUCUACGCUCAACGUGCGAAGGAAUUGACUGAAGAACGACGCCGCGCCCAGGAAAACAUGAGCCCGGCCGAGCGGGAAGAGGCUUUGAAUAAGAAGCACGAAAAGGCCGAGCGCCAGUUCAAGAAGCAAGUCCGUGAGGAGCGCGAGAAGUCUGGCUACCCCAAGCAUCCAGGCGGCCCUUAUGCCCUCUUUGUCAAAGAUGUCGCGGCCGAAGCUCACAAGGAAGGGCAAAAGGGAGACUUUGCGACGUACAAAGCCAAAUGGGCCGAGCUGAAGCCGGCGGACAAGAAGAAAUACACGAAACUGGCCGCCGACGAGUAUGCCAAGUACACCGCCAAGAUGAAGGAGUGGAAGGAGAAGUCCCAUGAACCGAGCGCCAGCUCCGCCUCCAAU